UACUAUAUUAUUUUACCAGAGUUUGGUGUCCAUUCACGGUAAUUUUCCGGAGUUACAGGAGGAGAUGGCGGCCGUCCUGCUUCAGGUUCUGGAGCGGGCGGAACUGAACAAACUGCCGAAAGGUGCCCAGAACAAGCUCGAGAAGUUUGUGACGGAGCUGCAGAGUGCUAACGAGGCGCUCAGGACACAGCAUGAGCGGUUCAAAGCAGACAGUGAGCAGCAGUACUUUGACAUUGAGAAGAGACUGGUGGAGAGUCAGGAACAGAUCCUGUCUGCCACCAGAGACCUGCAGACCUUGAAGGCGGAAAAUAAAAAGCUCAAUGAAGAGCUGAAUACUCUGAAAGGAAUAGAAGGAGAAACCUUCGAAGAUAAAACACCACAACAGCAAACAAAGGCCAAGUAUGAGAUUGAGGCGGAGAAGAGAGAGCUGGCAAGGCUGCUGGAGAAGAGAACGCAGGAGGUGGAGAACCUUACUGUGGACGUGAACCGUCUAAAAGAGAAGCUUACGGAGACGAACAAACUCAAGAUGGAGCUGCAGUUAAAACUGGAUGAUAUCCAGUCAUCUGAAGCGUCUGUUCAGCACCGGGAGAAGCGUAUGGAGCAGGAGAAAGAGUUACUUGAGAAGAAGAUCGAGUGGCUAACUGCAGAACUGAAGACCAAAACUGAUGAACUGCUGAACAACAACAGAGACAAGGGCAAAGAGAUACUGGAGCUGCAGGGAAGUCUGAAGAGCAGCAAGGAGCAGGCGACCAGGCUGGAAAGUCAGCUCACCUCUCUGAAGCAAACCAGCGAGAGUCAGAGUAAAAGAGCUGAAGACCUCAACAACAAGCUGAAACAGGCUAAAGACGAGCGGAGCGCCAUGGAGGAGAAAUACCGCAAUGAGCUCAACGCUCACGUCAAGUUGUCUUCACUCUACAAGGGGGCAGCAACAGACAUGGAGACCAAGAACCAGGAGCUGAGCAGAGCAGUGGAGGAGCUCAGUAAGCUGGUGAAAGACAGCGGGGAAGCCAACAAUGUUCUGGAGAAGAAGGUGUCUGAGGGAGAGCAACUGAAGAUGCGGCUGGAGGCAGAGCUCAGUGAGAAAAUCAAGAAAAUGGAGAAAGAGCUGGAAAACGCUACAACGAAGGCCGCUGGUAAACACUGCUGUGGGCCGUCUCUGACCGAGGAGCAGCUGGACUUCAUGUGUCCGUCGGCAGCUGCCAUCGCUGCGAUUGUGAAGCCCGGCAUGAAGUUCUUCGAUCUGUACAAUGCGUAUGCCGAGUGUCAGACACAGCUUCAGCUUGAGAAGCAGGAGACCAGGAGAGUGAGCAGAGUGCUGGAUGAGAUCGUGCAGGAAGUCGAGUCCAAAGCGCCCGUCCUGAAGCGUCAGAGAGAGGAGUACGAGGGCAUGCAGAGGUCCAUGGCCUCGCUCUGCAACAAGCUGGAACAGGCUCGAAUGGAGAUCUACAGUUUGCAAAAAGAGAAAGAAGAGGCCAAGCAGCGCUGUGAUGCCGUGGAGAGAGAGAAGCUGAGGGCGGAGCGACAGCUAGAGGACACAGCUACACAGGUGUGCUCUCUUCUGGUGGAGCUGGAGGAAGCCAGAGGUAAUCAGGUGACCAAGGAUGACGACAGCUCCGCCGACAUUUCCAGCACCUCUGAGGUCAUCAGCCGGCGUCAGUUGUCGUUCCGCAGCGUGGAGGAGCUGCAAAGGCAGAACCAAAGCCUGCUGGGAAGGCUGAGGGAGCUGGAGCAGGAGAAGGACAGACAGCAGAGCCGUGUCACAUCCGAGCGUAUAUCGGAGCUGGAGGCCAGUGUGGAUAAACUUCAGAAGGAGGUGGAGCAGCUGAGAGAGCAGAGGAACCAGCAGAAACAGCUGGCUGACUCCAGCGCCAGGCAGAGAGACAUGUACAAGGCCCUGCUGACACACAGCACUGGCUUCAAUCUGCCUCCUCCAGGUCUGGAGGCUUCAUCUCAACCCGCACAUGUUCGUCCUUCAGUCCCAGCGACUCGCUCGACUCCACAAAGAGCUGCUGCUGCCGAGUCGGCACAGACCGCUCAGGCUAAAGCUGCUUUAAAACAGCUCAACGACGCCUUCAGUCUGUAUAAAAAGGAGAAAGCAGAGAACGACAGGAUGUUGAAUGAAACUAACGACCGGCUGCAGAGACAGCUGACGGAGCACCACUCCAGCCACGCCAAGCUGACCUCUCAGCUGGAGUUCAGCAACAAGAGGUAUGAGAUCCUCCAGGAGACUGUAUCGGCCUACCGCAGAGAGAUCUCUGCCCUCCAGGAGAGGAACCAGAAAAUGGCUGCAACGAGCCAACGACACGAGCACAUCAUCCACACGAUGAGCCAGGACCUGCGACAGGCUAACGAAAAACUAGCUCUGGAGGAGGUGCGCGUGGAGAACUUGACCAAAGAGAGAGACAUGUUAAGACAAGCAGAGAGUCGCCUGACUCGGGAGAAGGAAGCCAUAUUGGCUGAACAACGUAACCAGAACCUGCUGCUCACCAACCUCAAGACUAUACAGUUGACCAUGGAGCGCACAGAGACGGACACGCGCCAGCGACUGAACAACAAGAUAGAGCAUCUGGAGGCGGAGCUUGCUUCCAUGAAGACCAGGAUGGACCAGGAAGUAGCGCAGAGACAUGCUCUCGGACGCACUAUGGACGCUCAGUUGUUGGAAGCAAAGAAGCAGCUGGAGACGCAGAACGUCUUGCAGCAGAAGACCAGGGACUUGUUGCGUAGCUCUGAACAGCAGGUGACGGCGCUGAAAGCCCAGCUGGCGUCUGCUUCGUCCUCUGAGGCCGUUUCCAGCUCCAGCAACGCCACCACCGCAGCCGCCAGAGCCGCAAGCCUCAGAGCGCCACUGAGAGGACGCCCUCAGGGACCGGCAGCCAGUCCGCAGCCCAGCCCGUCGCAGCAGGAGCUCGCAGAGGUGAAAAGUCUCCUGCACAACGCCGAGGAACAGAACGGCGAACUGGCAGAGCAGCUGAAGAAUGCUAACGCUACUGUGGAGCAGUACAGAGCUGUGGUCCUGACUCUGGAGGACAGUCUGAAGAAAGAAAAGGAGUCUCGCUCACCCCUGGAGAUCCGACUGAAGGAGUCGGAGGAGGUGCAGAAGCAGCUGGAGAAGAGGAUUAUAGAGGCGGAGAAAAUGAAGCAGCUGGAGCAAGAAGAGAGGAGGAAGGCUUUGGACGCAGUGGAGAAACAAGUGUGUGAGCUGCAGCGCAGUCUGAAGGCCAGUCAGACCGAGCAGCAGGAGGCGCUGGAGAGAGCAGCUUCUUCUGGUACACUGGAGCAGAAGGCCAUACAGGAAAGCCUGCUGCAGACUAAGCUUGCUGGAGAGGCGCAGGCAAAGUAUGAGCGGGAACUGAUGCUCCAUGCUGCUGACGUGGAGGCUCUGCAGGAGCUCAAGAAACGACUCCAACAGGAAGCGGUGCAGAGGAGGGAGCUAGAGGAGCAGCUAAACAAGACCUCCUCCAUCCUGCAGGAGAAAACUGCAGCCUUGAGCACACUGGAGAAACAGCUGAAGGAGGACCUGUCUAAUCAGAGCCGUCGCUGUGAGGAGCUGAGCAAGCAGAACGCUCUGCUGCACCAACAGAUGGAUGACAUGGCCACCAGGAGUCGUCAGCAGCAGCAGCAGCACCAGCAACAACAGCUGGACCUGUCAUUUAGUGAGGAGGGCAAGACCACUGAGCAGAUACUAGAAAUACUCAGGUUUGUGCAGCGGGAGAAGCAGAUCGCCGUGGCUCGAUGUGAGGUGUCCGAGGGAGAAGCUCUUCGCUACAAACAGCGAGUCGAGCACCAGGACAGAGAACUGAAGGAGCAACAGGAAGCUCUGAACGCUGAGAGGGAGAAAAUGCAGGUUACAGCGAAGACUCUGGCCCAGCAGGAGGAUCAGCUGAAGAAGAUGGACAGUAUCACUGCUCUCCAAGAAACCAACAGGACGCUGAGAAUGGACAGAGACAAACUGCAGCAGGAGAUGCAGCAAGCGCAGGCUAAAGUGACGAAGCUCCAGUCGGACAUCAGCCCGCUGCAUCACUCUCUGUCUCAGCUGUCGGAGAAGAACGGCUCCCUGCAGGCGGACAAGAGGAUUCUGGAAGAUGACCUCAAACGCUGGAAGGCGAAAGCACAGCAACUGCUCAACCAGCAGAAAGAUGGAGAUGUGGAGGAGAGGCAGAAACUAACCAACGAGAGAGAAGCUCAGCAGAGACGCAUCGCACAGCUCGCUGAAGAGGCGGCCAAACUGAAGACUGAACUGGCCAGAUCCAGUGCCAGCAGUAACUCGGCUCAGUCUCAGCUGCAAGCCCUCAGAGACUCUGUGGCCCAGCUGACGACGGAGAGAGACGCGCAGAAGAAACAACUGGAAACAAAAACCAACGACAUUCUGGAGAAGAACAAAACCAUCAACCAGGUCAAAAAGAUCGGACGACGCUACAAGACCCAGUAUGAGGAGCUCAAAGCCCAGCAUGACAAGCUGGUCGCGGAAACUGCAGCUAAAGUGGGAAGUGAGGCAGCUCCGAGCCAGGAGGUGCAGCAAGAGCUGACUAAAGCCCAGGAGGAGCUGAACAAGGCCAGAGAGGAGCUGAAAACACUGAAGGACGAGGCGCAGAAAAAACAGGAGGAGACCCAGAAGGCCAAGCAAGAGUUGGAGGAGGCCCAGAAGGAAAACCAGAAGAACAAGGAAAAGUCCCAGGAAGUUCAAAACCAGCUGACACAGAACCAGAACCAACUGACACAGGUCCAGUCCCAGUUGUCCCAGACUCAGACUCAACUGCAGCAGAAUCAGAACCAACUGACCCAGAGUCAGAAAGAGCUUCAACAGGCCAAGACCCACACCCAGCAGGUGCAGAACCAGUUGAAGUCGGCUCAGUCUCAAGCUCAGGCCCGUCAGAACCAGAUCCAGCAGAUCCAGAGGGAGCUCCAGCAGGCGAAAGAAGCGCUCCAGCAGAACCUCACCAGUCAGAAAGAGCUGCAACAGACUCACCAGACCAGCCAACACAGCCACAACCAGGAGGUCGGCAAUCUCAAGGCUUCUCUGAGCCAAGCGGAGGACAAGGUGACUGAGCUCCAGGGACAGCUGGACAACCUGCAGAAGACGGUUGGCGAGCGCGAAGCAGACGUCAAGCGCCUGCAGGAGCAGCUAACUGAAGCUAACCAGGCUAAUGAAGCUAGCCGUGCCACACAGGCCGUGAGUUCUCAGUCCAUCCAGGCCAGUGAUGCUAACGCUGCUAGUGAAGCUAACCAGGCACAACAAGAGGAGCUGGCUAAAUUCAGACAAGAGCUGUUGGAGAGCAAGAACCGAGAGGAGCAGCUGAAACAGCAGAUGGCUGACAAAGAGGAAAAGACCAAGAAGGCCUUCAUGGGAGCGAAGACCAAAAUCAACCAACUGAACAGUGCCAAAGAGCAGCUCAGUGGGGAGAUCGACGAGCUGAAACAGAGUAAGGAGGAACUGGAGGUGAGAAUGAACGCCCUCAAGUCUCAGUACGAAGGUCGACUUCUUCGGCUGGACAGAGAGCUGAGAGAACUGAGGGAGACACAGACGCACUCCGACCCCAGAGAGGAGCCACAGGACCAGAGCGGAGCUAAGGUGGGUGAUCAGCCCAGAUCUGCAGACCAGAGACAGAUAUCUCUGAAGAGUCCAGCCCAGGACAGGGGAAGCUCCAGCCUGUCUGAGCCUCCCACCGCCAACAUCCGCCCCACCCCGAGUACUCCGUCUCCUAGCAACAAGCCAAGCCCCUCCCAUGGUAGCAAGGCCACGCCCCGUGCCAGCAUCCGACCUAUGGUUACCCCGGCAACUCUCCCUAUCCCGACACCCACCGCCACCGUCAUGCCGACCACACAGACUGACAGUCAAGAGGUGCUGAUGAGCGCAGGAGCCUCUGUACACUCCACCAGCUCCGGCCUCGUGAGCGCACCUGCCUCCAUAACUCAGCCAACCAGCACACAGGCCACAGCCUUUGUCCAGCCCACUCAGCAGCAGGCAGCCAAUCAGGAUGCAGGGUCUAGCAUGGAUGCAGAGCGACCAUCCACAUCCUCCUCUCUGAUUGGAGCAGGUACAAAGCGAGGCAGAGAAGAGGAGGAGGAGGAAGAGGAAGAGGAGAGCAGACCGGAGAGUUCCCACACACCACCGACCACUAAAAAACUACGACUGAAACCAUCAAUACAGCUGCAGAUGGAAGGUGAUGAGGAGAUGGAAGGAGAGCUGGGGAAUGAGGGCGAACAACAGGAUUCACCCGACGACAGUCAGGAGCUUCCAGAGGAGGGUUUCCCCGUUUUAGCUGAAGACGAAGAGGACAUCGAGGAAGAGGGCGUGUCCCAGUCUGUCCCCUCCUAUCAGAUGUCCUCUCAGGGCUCUUCCAUAGUCCGGGACGUCAUUGUGAUCGACACGGACAGCGAGAGCCGGGAGAGCAAAGAGGGGGAGGAGAAGCAGGAGGAUGAAGGAGAGGAGGAAGAGGAAGAGGAGGAGGAAGAAGAGGAAGAGGAGGAAGAGGAGGAGGAAGAAGAUGACGACGAAGACGAGGACGACGCUGGCGACGGCGAGAUGAGAGGAGGAGAGGACAGCAACGAGAGGAGUGGAGAGGCCGAGGAGGAGGGAGAGGAGGAGGAUCCGUCAGAAGCCAGCAACACUGAGGAGACCAUGUGCGGGGCGUCCUCGGACUCCCAGCGUCCCUCUGAGCCGCCGCACAGCAGUGAAGGCAGCAGCAGCGCCACGUCAGAGUCUGACCCCACCAGAGAGCCUGUACACCUCCCCCCAACCUCUUCCUCCUCUGUUCCCUCCUCCUCCUCCCUCACACCCCGCCUGACCCACCCCCGUAGACCCACACACUCUCUCCCACCUAGGCUCUAUAUCCAACCUCCAGCCCCAGAGCUGGGACCCCCACACACACAGAGACCGUCCUCUCAGCUGCGCCGACCAUCAGUGGGACGAGGGCUUCAGCUGACCCCCGGGAUCGGCAGCACGCAACAUUUCUUUGACGAUGACGACAGGAUGGUUCCCAGUACUCCCACUUUGGUGGUCCCACACCGCACUGAUGGUUUCGCUGAGGCUAUACAUUCUCCUCAGGUCGCAGGUCUGUCCACCAGGUUUAGAUUUGGACCUCCAGAAGACCUGCUGCCUCAGAGCUCAGCCUCACACUCUGACCUGGGACAGCUGGCCUCUCAAGGAGGUUUGGGGAUGUACGAGUCUCCUCUGUUCCUGGCUGCUCAUGAUGAAGAUGGAGGAGGGAGGAGUGUCCCCACCACACCUUUACAGGUGGCUGCACCAGUGACCGUCUUCACUGAGUCUCUGCCCUCAGACGGCGGUGACAACAUGGCAUCCCAGUCCGUUCCCAUGGUAACUGCUUCCACCGGGAUGCCGGCUGCUGCAGACGAUGGAGAUGAGGUGUUUGUGGAGCAGGAAGGAGACGGGCCUGGUAUCGAGUCUUCUUUGGAGAGCCAGACGGACAUGGAGUCAACCGGACAGAGUGACGAUGCAUCGCUGCCGUCUACCAGCCAAGACCCUGACACCAGCAGUGUCACUCAGCGGCGCACAGCCAACAGCCAAACUCUGAUCAGCAACCUGUCGGGCAGAGGGUCCAGAGGAGGGAGGGUGGAGGCCAGGAUGUUGUUCAGCCGCAGAGGAACCUUCACUCGAGGAGGAAGAGGGGGGGGCCUGGGCAGAGGGGGCAUCGCCUAAUGAUGAUGUCAGCGUAGCGCCUCAGUCAUCUCAUCCAACGAGGAAAUGAAAAGACGCUUGAUUAAUCAAUUAAUUGAAUUUUGAGACAUUAGAUGUAUCAGUAAAUCUUGUCCAAUCGAAAUCAUUAAUAACACAAGUACAAGGAGAGAGAUGACAGCUCUGUGUGUGUGUGUGUGUGUGUGUGUGUGUGUGUGUGUGUGUGUGUGUGUUUUCGGUGUGUGUGUGUGUGUGUGUGACAUUUCUCUGAUAGAUCAGUGAGGUUUUAGUUGUUUUCUAACUGUUUCUCAUGAGAGCAGCCCUGGUUUUGUAAUGUUAGUUUCUUCAUGUGUUCUGUCACUGAGCUGCUAAUAAACAUGUUUUAAUAAUAAAGUUGAAUCAUUUCUAGACUGAACUUUGACUCUGAGACACUGUGAUGGAAAUAUUUGACAGAGAAAAUCGGUAAUGAAAAGAAUGAUCGAUCACAGCUCCAGACAUGAUGCUGAAAGUCAUUCU
Messenger RNA from Seriola dumerili (greater amberjack), 8149 nucleotides. It is a transcript of the gene tpra, whose product is annotated as nucleoprotein TPR-like. Bases 65 to 7657 code for a protein of 2530 amino acids. Gene Ontology annotation, molecular function: structural constituent of nuclear pore. Gene Ontology annotation, biological process: protein import into nucleus; mRNA export from nucleus. Gene Ontology annotation, cellular component: nuclear pore. The record is from RefSeq and is a predicted model, not a curated record. Lineage: Eukaryota; Metazoa; Chordata; Actinopteri; Carangiformes; Carangidae. The transcript is spliced from 55 exons.